GCGAGGCUGGUAGGUGGGUGAAGCCGGAAGAGGAAACCCAGUGAAUUUCCCACCAGGCGAGAUGAGUGGUUUAGGGAAGCUGUUUGGGAAAGGCAAGAAGGCCAAGGCCCCCACCCCGCAGGAGGCCAUCCAGAAGCUGCAGGAGACUGAGAAAACCCUCGUCAAGAAGCAGGAAUACCUGGAGGAGAAGAUCCAGCAGGAGCUGCAGAUGGCUAAGAAACACGGCACGAAGAACAAAAGAGCUGCUUUGCAAGCCCUCAAGCGGAAGAAACGUUAUGAACAGCAGCUGUCCCAAAUCGACGGCACCCUCUCUACUAUCGAAUUCCAACGAGAGGCCCUCGAAAACGCCACCACCAACACCGAAGUCCUCAAGACCAUGUCGGAAGCUGCCCGGGCCAUGAAAGAGGCGCACCAGCAUAUGGACAUCGACAAGGUGGAUGACUUAAUGUCCGAAAUCACCGAGCAGCAGGACAUCGCCCAACAGAUCUCGGAUGCCAUCUCUAAGCCGGUUGGCUUCGGGGACGAUGUAGAUGAGGACGAGCUGCUGGCCGAGCUGGAAGAGAUGGAACAGGAAGAUCUGGACAAGGACCUUCUGAACGUUGGGGAGCCCAGUCCGGAACUCCCCAACGUCCCCUCCUCUCGCCUCCCCAGUGUGCCAGCUUCAAAAGUGCCAGCAGCCUCCCUGGACGAUGACGAGGAGUUGAAACAGCUUGCCGCCUGGGUGUCGUGAUGCAUUGUGGGAAAUUCCCCCGCCUCCCUUUGCUUCCUUCUGAGAUAGAGGCAGAGAUGGAGAGGACCAGUUUCUCCCCUCCGGCUCCCAGUGUCAGGGAAGUUGGGCGGGGAGGAAAGGGGGGGGCGGAAGUAACACACCCUGCCUAAAAUGACCUUACGUGCCGAAUGUAAACAGUUUUAUAGACAGAUUUAUAUAAAUAUAUAUAUAUAUCUACAAUAUAGAACGGGAGUGUGUUCGGGGGGGCUUAAAGGAGAUCCCCCCCCAGAUAAAGACUGAAUCUUAUAGCAUCUAGGGGUUUGCUCUUUUUCAGUAAAACGGAGGAUUUGACCCUUCUUUUGGGUACAAAGAGUGGACAGUGUGACACUCCCGAAAAUGAAGCUUGAAAAGUUCUCAAGAGGUACAUUCUGUUCUGUAUCUGCUGUCUGGCUGCUGUCCAAUUCUGGGAGUUUAUCGUCCUUCCUCUGCAACUGGUGCUCUCCUUUUGGGAGACCUUGAUCUCUUGUGCCUGUGCCCAGCUACCCACGCACCCACACACACAGUGCGCACACAACCCACACGCACAAAAGGUGCCGUACUUCAUUUCCCCCACGUACCAUGUAACAGGAUGGUGUUAAAAGGAAUGCUUGGGGUGGGGGGGCUGCCAAGAAGGGCGGAUUGGGGGUGGGGGGAGAAAUCGUGGUUUAGUUUGGAUUGGAAGUACUGUCUGUCCUGGUUUUAUCGGUAGCGUGUAUCUGUUAACACGGUUUGGGUCGUCGGUUAUGUGUUUUUUUUUUAAAGCUUGCUCGGUCUGCUUUUUUUUUUAAAUUGACUCGUGGGCAGGAGCGGGAUGGGGGAAGCGCCGCCCCCGUUUACACAUGUGCGCUCCUGCAGUGUGGCCCUUUGCUUUGUUGCUCUCUGUGCCCAGUGAAUAAAGUGCCCUAAAAUGUG
Molecule: messenger RNA, 1660 nt
Organism: Python bivittatus (Burmese python)
Lineage: Eukaryota; Metazoa; Chordata; Lepidosauria; Squamata; Pythonidae
Gene: CHMP4A
Product: charged multivesicular body protein 4A
Biological process (GO): vesicle budding from membrane; late endosome to vacuole transport via multivesicular body sorting pathway
Cellular component (GO): ESCRT III complex; multivesicular body; cytoplasmic side of plasma membrane
Source: RefSeq, a predicted model, not a curated record